Aphis gossypii (cotton aphid) is the source of this 570-nucleotide messenger RNA. RefSeq lists its product as uncharacterized. The transcript has 4 exons. The record is from RefSeq and is a predicted model, not a curated record. The coding region runs from base 1 to 570 and encodes 189 amino acids. Lineage: Eukaryota; Metazoa; Arthropoda; Insecta; Hemiptera; Aphididae.
AUGGACAAAUCUUCAACAAAAAACAAAUUGAACAAGUAUUUAUUCACAAAGACUGUUGAUAUUAAGAGCAAACGCAAAGAUGACAAAGAUCACAACAAAGAUGACAAAGAUCACAACAAAGAUGAUGAAACAGUUGAAAUAAAAAGAAAAACUGUUGAUCAGAAUACUUUCAUUAAUAAUGAUAAUAAUCUAUAUAAUAGUACAUUGGUGGACACUUAUACCAAAACAAAUUACCAGAAUGAAUCAAACACAUCUUAUUCAAGCAUUCUAGGUAAAGAAGAUAUUGACAUACAUCCUGAUGAUCCAACAAAUCCAGUUCCUAAAAAUAAAGUUGAGUUCAAACAAAGAGUUUUAAAAGGACCGUAUCAACCAGUAAAUAUAAAUUUUCCAAGAAGUACUUUUGAUAAUAGGUAUCGAAGCUUUCAAAAAUCAUGGUAUCAGCUAUAUCCUUGGUUAGAAUAUAGCCCUAAAACAGACGCUGCUUAUUGUUUCGCUUGUCGGAUGUUCAGUGGUUCUGUUGGGUUAAAUGCUGGACAAUCUGAUGGAGCUUUUUCAAAAUCUGGUUUUUAA